Messenger RNA from Lepus europaeus (European hare), 2155 nucleotides. It is a transcript of the gene MTAP, whose product is annotated as methylthioadenosine phosphorylase. The record is from RefSeq and is a predicted model, not a curated record. Gene Ontology annotation, molecular function: S-methyl-5-thioadenosine phosphorylase activity. The transcript is spliced from 8 exons. Gene Ontology annotation, biological process: nucleoside metabolic process. Bases 70 to 924 code for a protein of 284 amino acids. Gene Ontology annotation, cellular component: cytosol. Lineage: Eukaryota; Metazoa; Chordata; Mammalia; Lagomorpha; Leporidae.
CGCGCCGCGCACUCCGCCUGCUCGCGGCCCGGCGCGAGCGCCCGCCGCAGUCUCCUGUCCCGCGCAGACAUGGCCUCGGGUGCCGCCACCACCGCCGCCGUGAAGAUUGGAAUAAUUGGUGGAACAGGCCUGGAUGAUCCAGAAAUUUUAGAAGGAAGAACUGAAAAAUAUGUGGAUACUCCAUUUGGCAAGCCAUCCGAUGCCUUAAUUUUGGGGAAAAUAAAAAAUGUUGAUUGCGUCCUCCUUGCCAGGCAUGGGAGGCAGCACACCAUCAUGCCUUCCAAAGUCAACUACCAGGCAAACAUCUGGGCUUUGAAAGAGGAGGGUUGUACACAUGUCAUAGUGACCACAGCUUGUGGCUCCUUGAGGGAGGAGAUUCAGCCCGGCGAUAUCGUCAUUAUUGAUCAGUUCAUCGACAGGACCAUGACAAGGCCUCAGACCUUCUAUGAUGGAAGUCAUUCCUGUGCCAGAGGAGUAUGCCAUAUUCCAAUGGCUGAGCCAUUUUGCCCCAAAACAAGAGAGGUCCUCAUAGAGACUGCUAAGAAGCUUGGACUCCGGUGCCACUCAAAGGGGACAAUGGUCACAAUUGAAGGACCUCGAUUUAGCUCCCGGGCAGAAAGCUUCAUGUUCCGCACCUGGGGAGCGGAUGUUAUCAAUAUGACCACUGUUCCAGAGGUGGUUCUUGCCAAAGAGGCUGGAAUUUGCUAUGCAAGUAUUGCCAUGGCAACAGAUUAUGAUUGCUGGAAGGAGCACGAGGAAGCAGUUUCAGUGGACCGGGUCUUAAAGAUCCUGAAAGAAAAUGCCAAUAAAGCCAAAAGUUUGCUCCUCACCACCAUACCUCAGAUAGGGUCCACAGAAUGGUCCGAAACCCUCCAUAACCUGAAGAAUAUGGCCCAGUUUUCUGUUUUAUUACCAAGACAUUAAAAUAGCACGGCUGCCUAGAAAAAAGGUGACUUUCUAGUUCCUGUCAUCGUGGGAAUUGCUGCUUAACUUGGAAAAAAAAAAUCCUGAGAAAGACAUGCAGCUUUCAUGCACUUGCCUGGGAGAGAAAAACACCUGUAGGAAAGAGAGUACACUGCAGAUGCUCAAGACUCCUCCUGGAAGACCUAGACUACUUCACAACAUGGCAGAAAAAGCAAGUGCCCCGUCCACAUGUGGGUAAAAAUCGUACAUUUUAGAAUUAAGCAAGAUACCAUUCUUCCCUCUGCCUAUUAAAUUUGCAGCAGUAAAGGCUGGGAAAUAAUAACUGGUUUCCUACGUUGCCAAAGACGGUGAAGAAGAAAUGGGACUCUGGCUACUUAUUGAUGUGACUGUAAAUUGGUGCAAUCUUUGGAGGGCAGUUUGGUAAAAUGUAUCAACAGGCUCAAAAAAUAUAUAGGCAUUUUAUUUUGUGCAUUCUCUUAGGAAUUUAUCUUUCAGAAAUUAUAUACAUAUAUAAAUAAGAAUUUUAAUAGGAUUAGUUAUAGCUGAUUUUCAAAAUAGUAUGAAUACCCAGCAAUUGGAAAUAAGUUGUGGUUUAACUGUGAAGCAGUCAACUGAAAAUCAUGUUUUCACAUAAUAUUUGAUAUCUAAAAGAAAUGACCAUUCUGUAAUAUAAAGUGAAAAAACUAUGUAAGCAUUUUACAGUACUUGUUUUAAAAUGCCAUGUUAAUGUACAGAAAGACUAGAAGUAUACAAAAUCUUUUAUUGUAUUUGGGGGAGGAGAUACUGGGUAAUUUUUAUUUUCUUUGAAUCUUUCUGUAUCUUCACAGUUUUCUACAGUGAGUAUAAUCAAAUAAUAAAAUUGUAAAAAAUAAAAAUGCACUUAGUCCAAUUCUUAAAAACACUGUUGAUGAUAAUAAAGUGAAAUUUGAGAUGGUAACAUUAAGAGGAGCUUUGUUUCAGGAAGUUACAUCUAUUCUCUUAAAAAAGAGGAUCACUGAUGACUCUACAGUAAGAACAAUACUGGGGCUUGCAACAGCUUCCCGAGAAAGCUGUGUGUUUACUACUGAGGUCUGUAAGUUAAAGCUACUUAAAAGAUUAAAUAUACACCUAGUGUAUCAAAUAUUUUUUAAAUUAUUUGAUUCUAUUUCUACUCCCUUUUUAUGUGUUGAUGAAUUAUUUUAAAUGAGUUGGCAGUUUUUGUUUCUUAAUAAAAAAGUGGAAGUUUGCCUCU